CGGGGAGGAGCCUGAAUAUAAACCAAACAACCCUCCACACCCUGCAGUGUCUAGGAAGUUUCUCCGCAUUCCUGCUCUACACGCACAUUCGCACACAAAUACACAUACAGACAGCUGGGGGGAACCUCACUGAGGCUAGGAGUUUGGAGGGGGCGUUGGCCUGCUGUAGGACUGGGGACCAGAACCUCAUCAUAAACGCCCUGCCAGUCUCACCAUGAGUAAGGCAGGUGGUGAAGACAGUAGAAGUGCUGGUGGCAGCAACAGCCAAAAAGUCCAGCAGCUGGAGGAUGAGACUGCAGGGGAGAAGGUCAUGGGCAAACUGAACACCACUACCAUUGGACCGGGCUGGACUAAGGUUGUGUGCCCUUGCUGUGUGUCAGAGCGGGUCGAGCCGUUGGUUCUGGUGAAGCUCAAAGAAAAGGUCCGGCCUGAAACAAAGAGGUGGCUCAUAAGACUAAUUGGAGCUUCUCAGAAAGAUGGAGGUGCUGGAUUAUUGGCCCACCCGGGUGAGGAUGCCAGUGGUGACAUCAUCGUGGUCUCUGCCCCACGCUGUACAUUACUACGAGCUGCUGAAGAGUUGGGUCUGUGUAAGCCAUACUGCAGUGGGGACAUGGAGGCCUUCUCUUACAGUGACAGAGACAACUUUAAAGAUUCAGACAACAUGGAGGUGUUCCUGACGCUGGCGGAGAGACAGUACAUAGUCAAGUAUGAGCUGGACAGUUUGCGAGCACAGAGAGACCUGAGAAUACCUGGCCUGUCUGACAGCUACAUGCUACAAAACCGAGACAACAUUUGGCAGAAGCUUGGGUCAGCUGGUGUAAUUGUGGACACCCUUCCCCUCCACAAUCCAGACCAGCUGAAGGAUCUGAGUGAAGCCUGGUACUUGGGUAAUCAGUUGGCUCAGCCACUAGAUUCAGUCAAUGGGUAUUUUGGAAGCGCUGUGGCUUUCUACUUCAGCUUCCUUGAUUUCUACACCUGGUCUCUACUUCCACCAGCAAUACUUGGCCUGUCCAUCACAUACUUCUCAGGUGAGGUUCAGAAGGAGGUGGUGGAGUCAGUCUCUGGCUCACAGGUCACAAAUGUUGAAGGUGACUCAGGACCAGCGGUCAGCGGCCACAUGAUCCAGGCUGUAUUCAGCAUGCUCUGGUCCACAGUUGUCAUGGAGAUGUGGAAACGUCGGAGCUCCUCUCUGUCCUACCGCUGGGGGACUCUGCACCUCGCUGAGCGCUUUGCAGAGCCCCGGCCUGGUUUCCACGGUGACCUUGGGGUCAAUCCUGUGACAGGCCGUGUGGAGCCCCUCUUUCCUGAUUGGCAGAGGGAUCUACGAAUGGCACUGGUGUCGGUCCCAGUGGUGGGGAUGUUUCUAGGGUUGGUGGUACUGGGUAUGCUUUGUUUCUACUGGGGUGAGGCCCAGGUGCAACAGCUACACAAAGACUGGGGCUCCCUGCUGUCUCAGGCUUUGCUCUACAUGCCCUCAGUGCUUCACAUCAUCUAUACAAACAUGCUAGCGACGGUUUACAAGACGGUGGCACAGUCUCUGACUGAAUAUGAAAACCACAGGGAGCAGUCAGCCUUCGAGAAACAUCUGACUGCCAAAGUCUUGGUGUUCACCUUCUUUAACUACUUUGCAGUACUCUUCCACAUUGCCUUCUUCAAGCAAGAUGUGCCUUUGCUUCGUAAGCGCCUAGCAUCUUUGCUGAUAGUGACCCAGCUGGUGAACCAGGUGACAGAGGUGGUCAUACCCUUUCUGGUGGACCGGUUCAUCAGCGCCCCCCAUAGGACAGAGAGCAAAGAUGACCCACAGGAGGACAAAUUUAGGAACCAAAGCACCCUACCUGCUUUCCCUGGCCUGUUUGCAGAGUACAUUGAGCUCUUGGUGCAGUUUGGGUAUUUGAGUCUUUUCUCCUGUGUGUAUCCUUUGACGGCGGUGCUGCUGCUUAUCAACAACCUAACAGAGAUCCGAUCAGAUGCCUAUAAAAUCUGCAAACUCUUCCGCAAACCCUUCUCCCCCCCUGUAGCUAACAUGGGCGUGUGGCAGAUUGCUUUUGAGGUCCUGAGUUUUGUCUCUGUUGUGUCCAACUGCUGGCUGCUGCUGCUUUCACCACGGUUACAGGAUCUGUGUCAGGAGGGUGGGAUGAGCAGCACUAACAUUCUGUUGUUGGCUGUUUUGCUGGAGCAUGUGCUCAUCUUGGUUAAGGUAAUUUUGGCAGUCCUGAUCCCUGAUGAACCGGACUGGAUCCGUAAAAAGAGAGAGUAUAUUGAGUACAGAUCCAUGCAGGCUCUGAAACAGCAGAAGCUGAAUUCUGAUGUGUCCUGAUUGUGUUGUUGAGGUGGUGCUUUGUCAUCUUGUGCUGAGCUGCUACAACCAGUCCUUGAUGUUGUGUGGACCUCUCCAGCCCACAAUGCAGACCCCUUAUGCUCUACCCCUUAUACUCCCUGUGCAUACUUUUAAAGUGUUUCUGCUGUAACAAUUAAUGUACACACUUUGUUGAAAUGGACGAUUAUGUUACUCUACAUGUAGACUGCAGGUUCAGUUGAAGCAGCAGUUAAAAAGUGGAAUGUACUGGUUAUAUGUACAUAUGCCCUUUAAAAAGAUUAUGUUAUGAUAAAGCAGGUUUUCACAGGGUUUGUUCAGAUCUCAUGACUGCAAUCAGUUAUAUUAUAUGCAGUCAGUAUUUAGUAUUUAAUGUUACUGACAGGGUCAAAGACAGAUUUCUUGACUAAAUGGUCCAUUCUUGUCUCUGAAGAAGGACUCUUUCAGAAGUGUUUAUGCUCACCUAGUGAUAAGCUACAGCUAGUAUUCAGGAUUCAGAAUUGGAGGACAAUCUCAUCAUUGGAAUAAUUAUCAUAACACGAAGCAACAACUUUCUGACUUUCAGUAUAAAUUAAAGCUGCUCUAAUCAUUUUUUUAAUAUUGACAUUGGCUGGAGUCAUCAACCUUGGGACCAUGAAAGGGGUCGCUCGAAGCAUUAAACACAUAGAGGAUUAUCACCUGAUGCAUUUCCCCUCAGCUCAUUGUUUUGGUUUUAUGGCCCACAGCUUUACCAUGUACACUCUGUACACUACCUACCUGACAAGGUUAGUAACUAAAUGGUGAAUAUGUUUCUUGAGCAGCUAAAGAGGAAGAUAUUUUUCUCAGCAGCUGCUAGAAAAUCAACUACAGCACUAAAAGGAGAGUGAAUAAUGGAUUAAGUCAGGUGGACAGAAACACAACUUCAAAUAAAUGCUAAUGUUGCUCCAUGUCUGCAAGAUGUGUAAAUAAACAACUGUUUGCUAACAGA
Molecule: messenger RNA, 3281 nt
Organism: Lates calcarifer (barramundi perch)
Lineage: Eukaryota; Metazoa; Chordata; Actinopteri; Centropomidae
Gene: ano10b
Product: anoctamin 10b
Exons: 16
Coding region: 215-2317 (700 amino acids)
Biological process (GO): chloride transmembrane transport
Cellular component (GO): plasma membrane
Molecular function (GO): chloride channel activity
Source: RefSeq, a predicted model, not a curated record